Cladophialophora bantiana CBS 173.52 is the source of this 2217-nucleotide messenger RNA. RefSeq lists its product as uncharacterized. The transcript has 2 exons. The record is from RefSeq and is a predicted model, not a curated record. NCBI's taxonomy places the organism in Eukaryota, Fungi, Ascomycota, Eurotiomycetes, Chaetothyriales, Herpotrichiellaceae. The coding region runs from base 1 to 2217 and encodes 738 amino acids.
AUGGCCUUUCAAAUCUCUGCGCCGCUGCUACAACACAGCGACGACGGCAACACCGUGAUGGAAACCCCAGAUCAAGAGGGUCGAUCUAAGGAAGAUGUUAGAGAAUUGAAAGGCGGUCGUUAUUCACGGGCUCAGCCCGCAAAAGCUCGAACUACCGACGCACCUGCCCAAGGAAUCGACGGAGCAGUUCUCGAUAUAACUUGGGCUCUUACGUGCCUCAAUCUGCCGAUGCUUGUGUUGACAGCUAUCUUUAUCGGCCUCGUAUAUGCUUACGAGGUUUCCAACGGUCCCGAGUCUUCCGAAAACUUGCUAGGAGUUGCGUCCCUGGGAGACAACUCGGCAUAUUUCGUUGAUUAUAGUGCCACACGGUUGAUCACGGUUUCGUCCUGGACAAGCACUGUCACAUCGCUCACCUCGACGUUUGUCAUGGCCCUGAUCUCUUAUCCUCUCGCAAAGGACUACAUCAGAAGGUCGAACUUGGGACAGACCGAGUCUCUUCCUACAGUCUAUCAGUUCAAGUUGAUUAUAGGUCUCCUCGGAGGGGGGUAUGGACCUUUAUGGUCAUGGUUUCAGUAUUGUUUCUGGAAAAGACGAAGCAAGCAGACCAGGCUCCUGUGGAUGGUCGUUGCAAGUCUUUUGGCAGCAACUGUUUUGAGUAUCGCUAUCCUCGCGGUUGACACCUGGCUCCAUGUCACUACGUCUACAGUGGACUUUGACAUAAUGUCACCACCAGCUCUCACGCCUGUCUCGAGUUACGGCCGUGGCCUCAUACCCCUUUGUUACAACCAAACUUGGACAGCGGGAGAUAUCAACCAGUGCAUAGGCGGCUUGCAACUGCCGGGGUCCAUUCACUUCGACAGUGCUUCAGAGGCGACUCGCACCUCAAUGAACCUUUCCUCCGUCAACGCCGUCUUGACUAGUACCGUGAAGAACAAACAUUUCGCUUACCUCACUUCAGCGCAACGAAACUCGAGUCUCGAUUUCCGAGCCCGAACUUACGCAAUGAGUACUACAUGUGCUCCAGCCAGCAAAGCCUGUCAUCUUCAACAGAUCCAAUGGUGCAACCUUGAAAACGGUUGUGCCCUGGGCCAAGUCCAGUUAACUCUGGGGAUGACAUACAACUGCAGCUCAAAUCUCUACGGAGACAUGAAUAACAACACCGGCUCCAGUUUCAUGUCGGGAAACGGCAGUUCGGACGGGACGAAGAGCAACAUUGGCUUCUUCCUGCAGAUGUUCAGGCAACAAGAAUUUUCGGACCCAAUCGGGACUGUUGAUGGGCAGAUGGCGACCCCAAACCCAUUCUACUUUGCAGUUGGUGCUCGAGUGGCCACUUCGGACGCACUAUCCAAGGAUCCAGAAGCCAUCGAGGAUACCGACCAAUACAAUUAUGCCUUCAUUUUCGCAUGUACUUCUACCAUCUAUGAACUUGAGUACACGUCCGUCGACGGUAAUGUGGUGGAUGGGAAUUACACCAGAGCGAACGAUACCCUGUCCAAUAAUGCGGGCUGGACUCUUCUCCAAGGCCGACCGCUUGCCCAGAACGCCCUUGAAUCCGCUUUCUUCAGCGGGGCUCAACAGGUCAACACAUCUCAAGCAUUCGCAGAUUUCUUCGCCCAACAAUUCAGCAAGACUGCAGUGAGCAUGAUUGCCGGAAUCACAGAUGGGAGAUUAAACACUGCAGAGCAAACGAGACAAAGUCGACUGGUCACCCGUCUUCCGAAAGCCCCCUUCUUUGCUUUAAUCAUUCUGAAUCUGCUAUAUGCCGUACUUAGCAUGCUACUGGCUGGCAUGGCUUUAGCUAGUCAGCCUAGGAAGACACGCAAUAUUCAAGCACGGCUAAGCAUCGCCGGGUUGGUGGCUGCUUUGCUGGAACCGGCAUCCGUGCAGCGUGCAUCUGGCUCCAAGGGAGGCGGCACCGGAAUUGAAAGUCUCUUUGCCGAGUACUAUAAUGAUGGCCAGCAUGAUGACGACAGUCGAGUCAUUCUGGUAGAUUCUGAUCCUGGAAACUGUGUCUUCGAGAAGAUAUCGAUGCAAAGUGACGUGUUUGAUGACAAUUCUACCAUCCAAGUGUCUCAGAGAGUCGGUGGCCAGCCUCUCGUUCAUCCCGUCGGCGCGAGCUGGUUGCCCGAAGAAGGACCACAGGGAACAGCGACAGCAGCAUAUGCUGGCUCUUUGGCUGGCAGGGGCAGCAGAAGACAACCAAACCGCUCAAGUUGA